Molecule: messenger RNA, 805 nt
Organism: Phalaenopsis equestris
Lineage: Eukaryota; Viridiplantae; Streptophyta; Magnoliopsida; Asparagales; Orchidaceae
Source: RefSeq, a predicted model, not a curated record
UACGUCGUCCCGCGCUGCUUCCAAGAGUGGGGUUUUUGAAGGUGAACGAUUCAGAGCAUUCUCCUUACGAUCCCCAAAUUUGGAUUUUUUACUCUUAAUUGCAUUUUCGCAUCUAAUGGCGACGAGCGAAUUGAGGAGAGGGAAAUGCGACUGGAUCUGAUCUUCCUCUCUUUGUAUCUCUCUCGCGCGCGCUUGUGGGAGUUUUAGUCCUAGUUGUACACUUAACCCUAGCCGAGAAGACCGGGGCGCAUUUUCUGUGCGUCGACUCUCUGAGCUCGCUUUGGUAGCUGAAGGCAUCAGUUUUUUGUUGGGGUUGAUUAAAAGUAUCAUGACUGAUAUUUAAUGGGCUUUGGUGUUUAGAAUCUGCAAGAUUUAACUAAGCUUGGGGUUAUAUAGAUGAAUUUCUUCAAAGUGAAGCGAUUCAGGCUGAACCAGAAGUUGAAAGUAGAAGGCACUGAUCCGGAAACUAAUCAAAUGCGCGUAGAUGAGUUCGAGAUUGAAAGUAUGGAGUCUGGCCAGAAGGUGGGUGCUAGAGAUGGAGGUGUGGAAAAAGAGGAUUAUGAUGAUGAAGAUGAUGAUAUUGUUUCUAAUGAGGUGAAAAGGAUGAAGGAGAUGAGGAAGAACAGUUUUAUGGUCCUCAUACCGGAGGAGUCCAACCUGGAAGAAGAGGAGACAAGCUCCAACGAAGGGGAAUCAGAGGUGGAGGAUGGCUAUCUUUUGUGUGAUUUUGACACAUUGUACAUUAGGUACUGCGAGAGAAUGCUAUUCUUUGAUAAGUUGAUUGUGCAGAACAUGAAAGAAGCAG